CUUCAUGAAACGUGAUGGUGUAUUUGAUUAUUCCGCACACCAUCAUUACACUGUAGUCUUGCAUAACAAUCAUGACAGCUAUACGGGUUUAAGACGCAUAGCAGGCUCAAGAACUACUCUAUGUAAAAUGAACACUGAGGACAAGCUGGAUGGCAUGCUGCUGAAGUGCAGCAGUGGGGGAAUAGAUGGAGGAGGGAGAGUCGGGCUGGUCAGCGGAGGAGGACUGGUGGUGAUGACCCUGGGCGAACGAUCGCUGGUAAACCACCCUCUGUUGGCCGAGGACGAUGACGACGAAGACGAAGAUGAGGACUUGACUGGGAGCUCGCUGGUUACACAUGACCUGGUCCCUCCGGAGCAGCUGAUGAUGCAGGAGGAGAUGACAAAGAAUGGUGGAGGAGGAGAAGAGGAGGGAGGAGGCGAGGUGGGAGUCCAUUUCCCCCUAAAACUCACCAAUAAGUUGCCCUGCUUGCUUCAUAUGCCACUGAGCAUCAAGCAGGAGCUGAAGCUGUCUGAGCCACCGGCCCAGAAAAAGAAGGACAAAAAAGGAGUGAAGGACCUGAUGGUGUGUCCCAAGAAGAAGAAAAGGAAGCAGCGUUCACCAGCAAAGAUUCUCAGCAUCAAUGAUGAUGGAUCAUUGGGCAUACAAAACCCCAAGUGUCACGUUUGUGUUCACUGUAACGCUGCGUUCAGAACCAACUACCACCUACAGAGGCACGUCUUCAUUCACACUGGUGAGAAGCCGUUUCAGUGCAGCCAGUGUGAUAUGCGCUUCAUUCAGAAAUAUCUUCUCCAGAGACAUGAGAAAAUCCACACCGGUGAAAAGCCUUUUCGCUGUGAUGAGUGUGGGAUGAGGUUCAUCCAGAAGUACCACAUGGAGAGACACAAGAGGACUCAUAGUGGCGAGAAGCCCUACCAAUGUGACUACUGUCACCAGUACUUCUCCAGAACAGACCGGGUUUUAAAGCACAGGCGAAUGUGUCACGAGAACAGAGAGAGAAAGUCCAACAAGGCUGCUGGUAAAGUUGGGCCGUUGCGCGAAGCAGAUUCUUUAGGCCUCCCCUUUCUCGCCAAAGAGUGUUCACUGCCCAAGAAAAAGCGCCAGAAGUGUGCAGACAAGAGUUCAGGCGCUUCCACUGCUGCCCAGACAGACGGGCACACUGUUGUAGAAACGGAGGAGAAGGAGGAGCAGAGACAGAAUAAAAUUGAAGGUCUACCUCUCUAUGCUGUGCCCUCCAAAGUCAAACAUGAGUAUGUGAUUGCAGACUACUCUGUGGAACUUCCUGAAGACACGGCUAGCCAGCACCAAGAGGGAGACGUGUCAUCGGAAGACACGACUCCUCCCAAACUAGUCCUGAAGAAAGUCACCAAGAGGAGUCUUAAGCAGUCCAGUGAACAAACUCCUCCCUGCCUGUCCACUUUGUCUUCCUUUGAGGAAAACACUAAGGUCGCGCAGUACACCUUUGAAAUCGUGGACAAGCAAGGCCUCUUAGAGGUAGAAAGCAACACCGAACUCGAGUCAGUCGAAACUCUUCAAGGAGGACCAGCAAAGCCAGCAGCCAGCAGCACAAACUACGACGACGCCAUGCAGUUCCUCAAGAAGAAACGUUAUCUUCAAGCUGCGAUGGCCAACAACAGUCGGGAUUACAGCCUGAACACGAGCAGCAUCUCGUCUCAGCCACCUGUUACACAAACUGUGGUGUCAGCCGUCAUAGACGAGACAGUCCCCGCCACCAUCCUGGAGCCACAGCCCAUCAACGCAGAGAUUAAAGCGACACAUGACAAGAGUGUGUUGCCAGACGAGGUUCUUCAGACGCUGUUGGACCAUUACUCCAACAAAGCCAACGGGCAAUCAGACAUUUCCUUCAGUGUGGCUGACACAGAGGUGACGUCGAGCAUAUCCAUCAAUUCCUCCGACGUUUCAGACAGCAGCCCCGUGGAGAGCCUCGGAGCCUCGAGCGCCCAGGCUCAGCCAGCUACUGAGAAGGUCAGCCUCUUGCAAGAGUACUCCAAGUUUCUCCAGCAAGCGCUGGAGAGGACCAGCCAGAAUGACAGCUACCUGACCAGCCAGAGCCUCAGCUUGGUCUCCGAAAACCCCACCUUAGCUGGACAACCUCUGUUCUCCACCGAGAAACAGUUUCCUUCCCCCAGCAGGUUCAAAUCAGGGAUGAGUUCUCCGCUAAGGUCCACUUUAGAGAAACCUCACUUUGGAUUACUGGUCGGGGACUCCCAGCACUCAUUUUCAUUUUCAGGUGAUGAGACCACUCCUCCCUCUGCAGUGUCCCCAGCUGAGGAGGACUUUCUGGAGCAGGUCUCGCCCUCCAAAAAGACAGACUCUUCUCAAGGCAUACUGCAGACUUUUCAAAUAAGCUCCUUCGAUCAGAACUUUAAAUCUCAUUUCCAGGCAUCAAGAUCUGGAUCCUCCUCACAGUUUACUGUUGCCAAUGGACAAUUAAGUCUUCGAGGACACAGCACAGACUUCUCAGAGUUCCCCUUAGUCAGAGUCACUGAGACCAGGUCUCAACUGAGCUCUUCCCCUGAUGUUUCAUCCAGUGAAACCUUUGGCUGAAGGGAAGGAGGAAGAAUUCAUUUCUGUUUAUGAUUUUAGCAGCACUUUAUUUCAUGUCUCCUGUUUUGCCAAAACAAGUUUCAUUGCAACUUUGUGCUCUUUCUCAAAGCAUUUUGUUAUAAAACAUUGAUGUUUUGUUUUUGUUUUGUUUUUGUUACGUGCAACCUCAUAGACUGGAAAUACUGAAAACUGAUAAAUUCUAAUUAGCAUUUCCCCUUUAAAAAAAGAUAAUUUGUAAUCGUGCAUGGGUAUAUUUCUUGCUCCAGAAUGUACAUUUAGAGAUUUAGUGACCAAAGUGUAAAGCAAGAGAUAGAGUGAAGUAUUCUCUCACAGCGCUUAUCUUUCAUGUUCUGUCAAUCAGUUUGCCUUGCACAAAAAAUUAUCAAGUCACUCUUGCUGCUUAAUGCAACAUUUCCACUUAUUCAAACAAACCCCUUUUUACUGUAUAUAUGCCAUUUUGCUCUUACUGCAUCUACCUCCCCUCGCUGUUCAUCUGGUUAAAUUUAAGUUCACUCCUCGAACCUUUUUAUUCCAGCCGUGUAACUGCGGUGAAAUUGUCCAGUGAAAGGACACCAUGAUUAGAUCAAUACUGACUCUUCACUUUAUGUUGAAGUCACUUUAAUAUCACCUGAAAUGGGUGUUUCCACAUGAUAUGUGUAAUGAAUGCUACAGAACAGAUUGAACUGAUUGUAUUAAUCUCAUAUGGAAUCUAGUUUAUUUUCCAUUGACAGAUUGGGCCUAAUUUGGUUGGUUUGACGGCCAAAAAGAAGAAAUUAUAGUUCUCAUUUAUAAAUUGUUUUAAUGUUGUGUGGAUUAACUCACCUCAUCUUUAUUUAUAUAGCACUUUUCAUACAGACAUGCAUCCAAAAGUGCCUGGUAUAGCAAAAUUGAAACAACACAGAGAAAAAAUAAUGUAAAAAAACAAUGAUUAAAGCUUAAAAACUAAGGCUAUAAAGUUACUCCAAAUUAAAAGCCAGAUUACAAAGAUAGGUCUUUAAUUUCCUUUUUAAAAUACAACGAUAGCCUUAGUGAUCUGGCUGGAACAUAAGAUGAAAGAAAAUCUUUAAAUCAUUUAAAGCUGGAGCAAGGAUAAAUGUAUUCCCUUUUAAUAUCUUGGCACUGAUGUAAUAAAAAGGCUGCAUCAGGAUUAGAUUUAAAAGUUGUUGUUUUUUUUUUAAGAUUUUGGUAUCAAAUAGCUGCACACAUGUAAUGAUUGCAGGAUAAUUCUUAUUUUCCUUCUGAAGUAUAGGUGAGUUGUAGUGAAAUUACUUAAGAAGAUUGUGCUUCAUUUUUGCACAAUUUGCACAUUUUUCACUACAGGGAAUGUAGUAUGUACUUUCACAGUGGAGGAAAUGCAUAAUACCUUUACUUAACAGGCAACUUUUUUUUCUUUAUACAUGAGAUUUCUGAGGCGGACCUGUCAGUGGAAACCCUCGUGGUGUCAGAUUUGGGUCAUUUGAAACUACAGAUGAUGCUUUUUGCUUUGCGUCAUUCAUAACGUAGCUCUUAGUUCUGUUGUACGUUGUCUGUUGUUCUUUGCUGGAAGAUGCACGGGUUUUGGGGAAACAACAAUGUGAUUAGACCCUGAAAGUCAAAGUUUUAUUCAGGCUAUAUUAUGGAAGACAGUACACGAGGAAAUGAGGUGCUUGGUUUUCCUUUUAUCAGUUUUGCAUCUGUGCCUUUCUUUGUUUUGUUUUUUUUAUUCCAGCCUUUCCUUUACUCAUUCCUGUACAUUUCUUUUUUUCUUAGGCAGCGCUCAAAGGCUACUAAUUCCACUUGCACAACAAACACAUAAGCUAUCAAUACGAGAUCUGGGAGCUUUAUGUAAUUUUGCCCAUCAUAUUUACAAUUUUAGCAAGAAAUUGCACCCAGUUUUAUUCUCAAACUAUUCACUGACUGUGCUGCAGUGUGUGUAUAUGAGUACAGAAUCUUGUUUCAGAUAUCUGAAGUUAUCUUAUUUGCUAGAAUUCAGUAGGAAGCCACAUCUGUCCAGGCCCUGUUGAAUAAAAUGCGGUUGAGCCAGGUCUCGUCUGUGCUUCAUCACACUGUUGUUUGCUUUCCAUGCGUACGUGUAUGUGUGAAUUCUUCGGUGCUAUUGUGUAAUACACUGUUUUUAUAUGCACCGUCAAAUUAGGUUUGGAAACUGAUGUUAAGCUCCCUCUUGUUACAAUUCUACUGACAAUCAGGGACAGACGGCACCCACAUCAAUCAUCAAACACUUUGUUUUUCCUCGUCGAUCAUUCCCGCUAGAAUGUGUAGAACAUAUUCUGCUGUAAAUACAUUGUAUAUUUUUAUGUUCUGAGAAGUACUGUUAGAUCUUUGUGUCAAUAGAGUGACAAGUCUUGUGCAAGAGACACUUUUUGUCAGUGGAAGGCACAGUAAUUAGUUUUCCAGCAUUUAUUCCAUUCAACAAUUAAUCCAUUUCACUUGCUGACAAGAUGUGGCUUUCUGAGGUGUGUGUGUGUGUGUGUGUAUAUAUAUAUCUCACCACUGUUAUCAGAAGAAAAUUGACACUUUUUUUUUUUGUUACAAUUUUAUUGAUGAUUGAGUUAUUUUUUGUAAGUUAAUGCAGUUGAUUGUGCAUUAUGAUGGGAUUUACUGUAUACUGCUGUUGGUAAUGGAAACCCCACAGAAAAUGUUCAUUAGGUUUUAAAGUAAAACUCCACCACCAUCAUUUUUUAAGCAUAACAUGCUUCACCUCAACAGCUGUGGUCAGCUUCAGUUCAUGUCAGUUAAAACAGAUUGUGGGUGGAGUGUUACUCAAUAAGUUUUGUGGUUGAAAUAUUCCACUCGCUACCCAUUUCAGUGUAAGCAGUUAUUGAAAGCACAGUGCAGAUGAGUAAUUCUGCUUUGGUAAAUUGUAUCCCAUGAGUUAUAGAGCAGUACUAUGGUAUUUUUUCCUUUUAAUUAACUAUUGUCAGUAACCUGGCCAUAAGUGUCCUUGUAUAAGCUAGAGAAAAAAAUAUUUGUUUUGUGUAAAAAGAUCUGAAUUAUGAAUUUUUUGAUAAAAACUAUUUUUGAAACAUGUCAUUUAUGGCACUGAUGUGUACAGUAUAUCAUAUGCAGUCACUGUUGCUACCCUCAUUUAUCUCUGUACAAGUCGUUUGUGUCAAGAUCUUUCAAAUGCAGAUGGGAAUGUCCUCCUUGAGUCUGGACUUUUGACUUUUCAUACUUUUAAAGAACCUGGCGAGGAAGCCCUGCUGCUUCAACGCGAGGUCGAUCUCAAGUUAGACUGUAAGGUUUAUUUGCAUGGUCUCUAACUUGUCGGGUCGAGUGAAUUUGUUUUCUGAAUAAUGUGCAGCUUUAAUUGUAGCUGAUUCAUUUCAGUCAAGUAACCCAUAUGAUUAGAUUUUUGCAAUAUAUUAUGAUUUGUAAACAAUCUGAUUAAAUUGUUGUUUUGAUUGUUGUGUGUCACGUCCUUAUAAAUAAAAUAAUUCACCGU
This is a messenger RNA of Chelmon rostratus (copperband butterflyfish), 6008 nucleotides long. It is a transcript of the gene znf148, whose product is annotated as zinc finger protein 148. Gene Ontology annotation, molecular function: DNA-binding transcription factor activity, RNA polymerase II-specific; RNA polymerase II cis-regulatory region sequence-specific DNA binding. The transcript has 7 exons. Gene Ontology annotation, biological process: regulation of transcription by RNA polymerase II. The record is from RefSeq and is a predicted model, not a curated record. Lineage: Eukaryota; Metazoa; Chordata; Actinopteri; Chaetodontiformes; Chaetodontidae. Bases 5 to 2566 code for a protein of 853 amino acids.